AUGACAUUGAGCGGAUUAUCCUUCACACUGUGUUCGGUAUUCUUUUCCCGAUGGAUUAUCGCAUCGGUCGUUCUUCUCCUCACCUGCCCCGGCCAUGUUAUGACACAACAUAUGGUGAACUAUCGAAUCUCAGAAGAACUACCUCGGGGCACCUUGAUUGGCUCCCUGGCCACUCAUCUGCCCCUCCCGCUCAAAACCAAAUUACCCCAACUACGAUUUCGUAGUAUCCAGAGUGAGCAUGCACAAUACUUUCAUGUGAAUAUAAGUACCGGUGAAUUACGCGUGCGAAUGCGCCUGGAUCGGGAAACUAUUUGUCCCAUCUUGAUCGAAGGUGUUUCUCCGACGGAACUGCUUCGUCGCGCGUCAAUCUCUCAGGACACCGUAUGCCAGCUGAGUUUUCGAGUGAACAUUCUGCGUGUCACCCAGUCCGGAGUGGAGAUCAAAAACCUCAUUCGUGUGGUUAUAACACUUGACGAUGUGGAUGAUAAUCGAUGUCAAUUUAUUCCCUCGAAUAAUCAGGAAUUAUAUAUCCCCGAGAAUGUCAAUGGUACAACAUACGAUUUGCAUUUACCGGUGGACCUGGAUACAGAACCUCGAAAUAACAUUAAUAAAACUUCGAUUAGCCUUCACACACAUUCGAAUGGUACCAUCAAGCAUCCGUUUGGCUUGAGCAUUGACAAAACAGAAUCCGUUAUAGCUCCAUAUCAAAUUAAACUGGUAGUUCUCGAACCCAUGGAUUACGAACAAGUACGUCAAUACAAAAUGAUUGUCUAUGUUAGUGGUUCGACCGUCAACAGUGAAUGCCGUUUGGACUUGAUCGUCCACGUGUUAGACACCAAUGAUCAUGCGCCUGUGUUUGUCCGAAAGACGGACCGCCUCUCCUUGUCCGAGAAUACCACCAUCGGUCAGCCAUUCUAUACGGUCAAAGCUAUUGAUGACGAUGUCGGACCGGUCUAUGGUGCAUUGCGCUUCUUGUUGAGCCCGUCGAAUUCACCGCAAUUGCACUUGACAUUCGCCAUUCACGAACGAAAUGGUUCGGUCUAUUUGAAACGCGCGCUGAACUACGGUCAACAAUCCAGUUAUAAGCUCUCAUUACGCGUCCAGAACCCCGAGGAGACUGGCUCCGCUUUUCUUGGUUCGAAUCGAAUGUACACCUCGAGCAGUUCCAGCCUUGAUGUGCGGGCGAUGAAUUUGGGCAAAUCGGACAAUUUAAUGGACGAGAUGGAUCUGUAUAUUGAUGUGAUUGAUGUGAAUGAUCACUGGCCAGAAAUAGUGAUUUACGCGCUGAACGGCAGUCGUCAGAUCACUCUGGCUGAGCACAUCGAAUCCAUUCCGGCCGACUUCGCUGUUGUCAGUGUCACNAAAUGGUUUGAACUGACACGAAUAGAUCAAAAUCCUCUGGUUACCGUCACAGCGGCCUCUGAAAAUCAGACCACUAGUGACACGAACGGAAACCGGGGGGCAUUAUACAAAUUAGCUGCUCUACGAUCAUUUGAUCGGGAAGUGGAGACCAUUGUGAAUUUUCGCGUAGUGUGUGAAGACCAUGGGAAUCCACGGCUUACUUCAAACAUGACAGGGAUUUUGUGGAUUCUCGAUUUGAAUGAUCACAGUCCUGAGUUUCCCGUGACCACUGUACACAUGCAAGUUAACGAAGAUUCGGAUCCGACUAGACAUUUGAAUGAUUUUGUCAUUGGGCAAAUAAAUGCCACAGACAAGGAUAGUGGUGAGAAUGCAAAAUUACGCUAUUCAUUAGUGGAACCGGAGCUCCAGCAUCUAAUUACUAUCGAUCCCAUAAAUGGACUGAUGCGAUCAAAAGGUUUGUUGGAUUUUGAAACGAAUCAAACUAUCUUAUUCACCGUUGCGGCCACAGACAUGGGCAACCCACCAAGAACGGCAAGUUGUCGUGUUCAUCUGAAAGUUCUCGACUAUAAUGACCAUGCACCGGAAUUCGAACAGUCUGAUUAUGACUUUUCAGUUCAGGAAAAUUUGCCACAAGGUUUCCCCAUUGGAUCGAUACAAGUAUGUGAUCGUGAUGUGGGCAUCAAUGCGGUGAUGAAUUUUCGGCUGAGCCAGAUGGAAACACCAGAAAUGUUGUUUACUCACACGUCAGCCAGCCAGCUGUACCCCCCUCGAACCCAAAUCCCGUUUCGGUUAAGCUCACAGUAUGCCAGUCAUUCAGAAUGUUAUAAAGUGGUCCUCUUGACUUCCAGUCCGCUGAAUCGCGAAGCAAAUCUGGAACUGGCAAAUCGAUCACAAAAUGAUCACGUCUACCUCUCUCGACCGUACCAGUUUUACGUAAUCGCAGAAGAUCGAGGCAGUCCGGCCCUGACCGCACGUGCCCGAAUCCAAAUACGCGUGACGGAUGUGAAUGAUGAAGCACCGGUGUUUGUGGAACCGUCCAUUUUGCAUCGAUCCAUGCUCGUUACAGUUUACCAACCGAUAGAUGUGGAAAUAUUUCGGGUAAGUCCAGGGAAAACAAAAUGA
Echinostoma caproni is the source of this 2484-nucleotide messenger RNA. The record is from the annotation of a GenBank genome assembly. Lineage: Eukaryota; Metazoa; Platyhelminthes; Trematoda; Plagiorchiida; Echinostomatidae.